Messenger RNA from Perca flavescens (yellow perch), 2336 nucleotides. Its product is annotated as prostaglandin reductase-3. Lineage: Eukaryota; Metazoa; Chordata; Actinopteri; Perciformes; Percidae. The record is from RefSeq and is a predicted model, not a curated record. The transcript has 2 exons. Gene Ontology annotation, molecular function: zinc ion binding; 15-oxoprostaglandin 13-reductase [NAD(P)+] activity. Gene Ontology annotation, cellular component: mitochondrion. Bases 795 to 2012 code for a protein of 405 amino acids.
UUAAAUGUCAUCUUUAGCUUAUAAAAGCGUGGCACCGACAUGGGUUAUAGGGUUCGGCGGUCCAGUAUGUUGCAGUGCACAUGGUUUUGAAUAGCCUAGAAUAGAUUUGCUUUCAGAAAAAAAUCACAGUCAGAUGACAAUAAACUGAUAACACGUCUACGUGAAAGAGUGAAAGCGGACUGGAAUGCAAACAAACCCACUCCCAAAAUCGCGGAUACACGCUUUGGUUACAGGUGUACGUGUUUCGGCAGCAGCCUCGAUCCCUCCGAAUUAAAAAAAUGCGAAAUAAACGGGAGCGCAAAGUGCGCAACGCGCCGUGUGAUUUUAUUUUUUUUAGUGUUUUGUAGACGUUUGAAGAGAUCCGGCGGGGGUUGGUGUUGGUUUCGUGGGAGGAAAACGUUUGAGGAUAGAUGUUAGACGAGGAUUGAUUUGUUUCACCUCAGGAAGUGAGUGUUGUGUCCGGGAAGGGGAGGGACUCCGACAACAAGUCUGGGGCGCUGCUGCGCUGCUUUCCAACGCUGCACCAGCGCAACGUUUUGUUGCUAAAUACUGGACCCAGUGUCUUGUUGUUUUUUCUUAAGAAACACGCUGCACACUUCUUCUUUUAUUUAAAGUUUGGUUUAAAAGCGCGUUUUGCACGGCUCUGCCCGGACCGGCUUGGCCUUGCCUGGCCUGCAUGUGCAGAGGAGGUGGGGGGGGGAGCCUACAGCGCAGGCUAACGGCAGCCGGCGCUUACUGCUGCCACACACGUAUGUCAAGUUGUCCGUGAACUUUGGACCCAUUUGGGGGCCAUCAUGUCGAGCCUGCUGCUGCUGCUGAGGAACGGAAGCAGAACGGUGCCGGUAAUCCGCGGCGGGCGCACAGCAACCGGAGCACUUUCAGGAGUUCAUCCGGUCGCGCGGCGCUUCAUCAUAGAUAUGUCCUACUCCGCGCACUUCAUGGAUUUUAACGGAUCCUCCAUACCGAGCAGUAUGAAAAAGCUGGUCGUAAACAAGCUCAGUCCUGAUUUCAGGGAGGCCGUUUCUACGCAAACCGCCGCGGUUCCGACACCCGGAGACGGGGACUUGCUCGUCAGAAAUCGUUUUGUGGGAAUCAACGCCUCUGAUAUUAAUUACUCUGCAGGCCGGUACGACCCCUCGGUAAAGCCCCCCUUCGAUGCCGGUUUCGAGGGUAUUGGGGAGGUUGUUGGCCUUGGCCUUAGCGCCAGUUCCUCUCACACCGUCGGGGACACUGUGGCCUACUUCGGCAGCGGUGCGUUUGCCGAGUACACGGUGGUGCCAGCCAAGGAAAGCGUGCCUGUCCCCGCGGUGAAGCCAGAGUUCCUCACCCUGCUGGUCAGCGGUGCCACGGCCUACAUCGCCUUGAAACGUCUCGGCGACCUGGCCAAAGGGGAGACGGUCCUGGUCACGGCGGCCGCAGGAGGAACGGGACAGUUUGCCGUGCAGUUUGCCAAACAGGCCGGUUGCCAUGUGAUCGGGACCUGUUCGUCCAACGAGAAAGCCGGCUUCCUUAAAUCCAUCGGCUGUGACAGGCCGAUCAACUACACCACAGAAGACCUGGCCAAGACGCUGAGGAAAGAGUACCCGCAAGGCAUAGACGUGGUGUACGAGUCAGUUGGAGGCAGCGUCUUCGAACUCGCAGUGAACAGUUUGGCCAAUAAGGGCCGGCUGAUAGUGAUUGGCUUCAUCUCGGGGUACCAGACGGCAUCAGGGAUCCCUCCCUUCAGAGGGGGAACACUACCGGUCAAGCUGCUCCAGAAGUCGGCCAGUGUUCGGGGUUUCUUCCUGCCCCACUUCCUCGGUGACUACAGGGAGGCUCUGGGUAGCAUGAUGCAGAUGUAUGCCAAGGGGAAGUUAGUGUGUGAGGUGGAUUGUGGGGAUUUGGCACAGGAGGGGAGGUUCGUAGGCUUGGAGUCAGUCUUCCGAGCUGUGGACUACAUGUAUGCUGGGAAAAACCUGGGCAAGGUGGUGGUGGAAGUGGCACCACCCCCUGUUAGCAAUAGUAAGCUGUGAUUUAUUUAACUGAUUGUUAAUGAACAAAAAAAAAACAAAAAAAAACCUAAACUCAAAUGAUUGUUGCAAACGGAAAAUGUAGGGCUUUAUUCUUUUUGAAUAGAUAAUUGUCUUUAUUUUUGUAAGAUGAUUGAUAUAACAAUGUAAGUAAAUCUACACAAUGCUUUCACGAAUAAACACAAUGAGCACAUUUGUUUUUUGCUAUUGUGGAUUUGGAAACUACAUUCAAAACGUGUUAUUAUUAUUUAGUGAGGGUUUAGCAGUCUGUCAUUUCUGAUCAUAUUGAACAAAUAUUCUGAUUAAAGAUCAGGAACAGUAGACUCA